This is a messenger RNA of Leptonychotes weddellii (Weddell seal), 1640 nucleotides long. The record is from RefSeq and is a predicted model, not a curated record. Lineage: Eukaryota; Metazoa; Chordata; Mammalia; Carnivora; Phocidae.
AGGUACACUGUCAACUUCUUAUUAAUCACCACCCAACUGGGAUUCUGCAGCGUUUAUUUUAUGUUUAUGGCAGACAACUUACAACAGAUGGUGGAAGAAGCCCACAUGACCUCCAACAACUGCCAACCCAGGAAGAUCCUGGUGCUGACCCCCAUCCUGAACAUCCGCUUUUACAUGCUGACAAUCCUGCCCUUCCUGGUCCUGUUGGUGUUUAUCCAGAACCUCAGGAUGCUGUCCAUCUUUUCAACGCUGGCCAACGUCACCACCCUGGGAAGCAUGGCUCUGAUCUUUGAGUAUAUCGUACAGGAGAUUCCAGAUCCCAGCAGCCUCCCCUUGAUGGCAAGCUGGAAGACCUUCUUGCUGUUCUUUGGUACAGCCAUCUUCACAUUUGAAGGCGUUGGUAUGGUUCUGCCUCUCAAAAAUCAGAUGAAGCAUCCACAACAGUUUUCUUUUGUUCUGUACUUGGGGAUGUCCCUUGUCAUCAUCCUCUACAUCUGCCUGGGAACACUGGGCUACAUGAAGUUUGGGUCCAACACCCAGGCCAGCAUCACCCUCAACUUGCCCAAUUGCUGGCUGUACCAGUCGGUCAAGCUGAUGUACUCCAUCGGCAUCUUCUUCACCUACGCCCUCCAGUUCCACGUCCCAGCCGAGAUCAUCAUCCCCUUCGUCAUCUCCCAGGGGUCAGAGAGCUGGACACUGUUUAUAGACCUGUCUGUCCGCACAGCCUUGGUCUGUCUGACUUGUGUCUCAGCCAUCCUCAUCCCCCGCCUGGACCUGGUCAUCUCCUUUGUGGGCUCCGUGAGCAGCAGUGCCCUGGCCCUCAUCAUCCCACCCCUCCUGGAGCUCAUCACCUUUUAUGCUGAAGACAUGAGCUAUGUCACCGUUGCAAAGGACAUCAUGAUCAGUAUCCUGGGCCUUUUGGGGUGUGUAUUUGGAACAUACCAAGCCCUCUAUGAGUUGAUCCAACCCAUCAACCAUUCCAUAGCCAACUCCACAGGUGUCUAUGCGUAAUUAUCUAUUUUUAUUCUAAUAGCUCUCCCUUCCUCCCAUCCCCAACUUGACUGCCAUUGUGGAUGUUAUAUACAUUCAUCAAACCCCAACAUCUCUAUAUUAAUUAGCGGCUUCUUUAUCUUCCCAAGAGAAAUGUACAUGACACAAGUCAGUACUCAUACCUCUCAGACUAUGCCUUUUUUGGUUUUGGAUUUCUUCGGAGGUCUUUUGUACCUAUGAACCAAAACCACAUUCAACUAUUUGUACCAUCAGCCUCAUUUACUGGGAAAAGGGAUGCCAUUUGCCCAUGAUAUCCCUGGAAACAGACCAAGCAUAAAUGUAAAUGUAAAAGCAAUUUUUUUCUCUAUUCUACAGUUGCUUCUCUUAAAGCAUAGGAUUUAGAGAAGUAUAUGUUGGGCAAGUGAGGUUUUCUAUUCGAAUAUUCUUCUAAGUGGAAGAGUCACAGAAAGAACAAAAACAGAACUUAGCAGUAAUUUUAUCCAACCAUUUGGCUCUGCCACUAAUUUCCUAUGGGAUCUUGGGCAAGUUCUUCCCUCUCUCUGUCUCAGUUUUCCCAUCUAUGAAAUGAGGGACUGGAAGAAUUGGUUUGUUAAGGAUUCAUCUAGAUCUAACAUUCUGAAAGUGAAUUA